Molecule: messenger RNA, 2116 nt
Organism: Neohortaea acidophila
Lineage: Eukaryota; Fungi; Ascomycota; Dothideomycetes; Mycosphaerellales; Teratosphaeriaceae
Exons: 2
Coding region: 187-1821 (544 amino acids)
Source: RefSeq, a predicted model, not a curated record
GACCCCCCUGCUUCUCUUCACCAACGACUUUGUGCACCACCACAAUCAGCAUUCCCAUAACUCGCGUUCCUUCGACUUCUACUUCCAACAUCACUCUCUGUCCUUCACAGCAGCCGGUCUUCCAAAGCGUUCCGAUCCUUGCUUCACGACUGCAUUUCUCGGAAAGUUCGCACGACUAGAAAAAGCAUGAGCUUCGACGCUGGCGGUCUGGCUCAAAUGGCUUACAACCCCAACCCCAACAAUCCCUUUCCUUCCAACGGCUUCAACAACCCUGGUCCUGGCUUUGGUCAUCGUCAGCGUUUCAGCAAUAAGAGGCUGAGCGUUGCUUUGCCUCCCACAAUGAAUCACAUCAGCGAAGACCAGGUGGAUAACCCCACCCCGCGCACCAGCCGCUCGCAUCUCCUGGCUGGCCUGCGCACCCAGCCCAAGACGCCCGCCACUCCAGCUUCCGCUCCCUUCAACCAUACGCAAAUGCAGGGGCUCGGCGCUUCGCAGUGGUCCGAUGCCGGCAACUCCUCUUACGGCCAAGACUACCCUCACAACGCCGCUCCUCGACACGAUCUCGCCAGCCAGUACGGCAUGGCUGCCGGACGCCAGAUGUAUGCUUUGCCGGAGCAAGUGCUUGCCCCGCCAUCGCUCUACGAUCAGACCGAGGAGAUGGACCCUGCCGUUUUGCAGCAAAUGCAGAUGACGAGCUUCUACCUGGCACAGCGUCAACAGCAACUCCAGAUGCAGCUUGCCAACCUCACGGCAUCGGCGCAAGGCAUGAAUCUUAACGGCGGCAUGUCCCACAAUGCAGCACCACAGCAGAACUCGCACAACAUGUACGCCCAGCAACAACACAUUCAAUCGCCUAUCGAAGUACCUGGUCAGCCGGGCGUCUACCUUGUCUACAACCCGCUGACACAGGGGUACAAUUACGUACUCGACACCCAGGCUGCGUCUAACACCUUCCAACCUGCCACGCCAACAGUCAGCGUUACGCCUCCGGGCUUUGACCGACCAGGCGCGACGCGUGCCCGCUCUUACACCCCACCCAAGCUUGCGAAUCCCUACGAGAACGAAGACGUCGAGCCUCUCCCUCCGCCAUCGUCUACCGCAUUCCGACGAGGCCACAAGAAGGCCGCAUCGCUCCUCAUCAACCCGCAAGCCGAAGGUGGUGCCUACGGCGGCGCUAGGACAAGCUCCGCAGCGACGUUUGGGAGCCAGCGCAGCGUCAUGCCCACCCCUCCCAUGACCGGCACAUUUGGACCCGGUGCCGCUCGCGCUGGCGAGCAUCCCAUUCGUCAACCGCGCGGCCCACCUCCACUCGAGGAACUCUCCGCCCUGCCUACGACCAAACAUGAAGGCAGCAAGAAUUUCGCCGCUCGUCAACGCCGCGCCGCCCUUGACAGUCUCGUGCGCGCCGGCACCAGUCGCCGCGGCCUGUCUCGCUCCUCCAAUGGUAGCCCCGUCAGCGAUGCCGGCUUCCAUCUGUCUCUGACCGAGGACGCCGAGGACGACAUCGCCACUGCUUUCCGCGGCUCGGGAAACCGCAAGAUGAGCCCCAUCGGCACGGAGAUGAAGGAGAAGCGCAGCAGCCAGGGCUCCACGGAUGGGUAUUUCGGCCUCAGCUCUGCGUCGAGUAGCAGCGAGGGUGAGGACGUGGGGAUGUACAAGCAGCCGCCGACGCCUGCUACGCCUGGAGGUACCACGGGCGUUGGCAAUGGGAGCGGCAUCUACGGAGCGGAUGGAGCGAGGAAGAUGAUGUAUGUGGCAAACGAGGUGGAUGAUGAAGAGAAAGAGGAAAGGCUACGACCAACCAUGACUGGGAGGAGAUGACCCAAGCAACAGACUGAGUUUCGAUGGCUGCGACUUCCGCGCUUCGCUGUGCGAUUGCUGCGGAGUUGCGCCCUCGAUUGUUCGUGUGCAUACGUUAGCGAGGGGAGGUUUUUUUUCUUCUUCUCGUUGCUUUCAAAACCGAUGGUGCUUGCGCACCGCGACGAUUUGCUUUGUUUUUAUUAACGGCCGAGAUGGGGAUUUGGUUUCUGCCGAGUGGCUGCUGGAGAGCGUGGCACGAAGCACAAAGAAACGAUAUUUGUUGUUCGUCGAGACUUGGCGUAUGAUACCUACCUAG